AGAGAGAGGAGUUGGUGGUGGUUGGAGAAGAAAAGGAGAGGUAUUCAUUUGAUUGUUAUUUGAUUUAUUACUCUUAUUUGAUUCAUUUGAUUCUAUUUUUAUUUUAUUUAUUUUACUUUUGAAUUUUAACAUUUAAUUUUACUUUGUAUUUUGUUUUCAUAUUUUUUAUUUUACAUUUUUAUUUUGUGCAAAUUUUGUAUAUAUUUAUUUUGUGCAUAGAGGAGUAGUUAGGGGUAAGCGUAGGGUUAGGGUUAGGCUUAGGGCUGGGGUCAGAGUUAGUCUUGGGUGGGCAUUCUAGCUAGUUAGCUAGUUUAGAGAGGAGGGUGGGAUUUUUUGUGCGAACAAAAUGUGCAGACUAAGUAUGAUUCCUUCCCUUUCUCUUGUUCUCCUGGGGGUGGGGUGCAAGUCCUGGGGUACUCUGCACAGCCUUAACUCGCUGGAAAUCAACCCAGCCAGUCUUCUCCAGAGAGCUCAGCUCCUCCACACUCGUCCCCUGCCUUCCCCUUUUCAUCAUUUACUAGGACAUUCCUAGCGCACUUUCCUCCCAGGAGCUCAAGGUGGCCUUCAUGGUUCUCCCUGCCACCAAUUGUUAUCUUCACAGCAGCCCUGCAAAGUAGGCUAGGCUGGCCCAAGGUCCACCAGGGAGCUUCAUGGCUGAGUGGGGAUUCAAACCCUGCUCUCCCAGGUCCUCCUAGUCCAUCCCUCCAACCAUUACACCUCUGCCUGGCUCCAUUUUCCAUCUCUCCAGCUGCCCUACAACAUCGGCCUUCUCCCCCUUCCUGGGGGUCUCUCUGGCUCCAUGGAAGACUCCACCACCUUUCUCAUGUUCUGCUCCUCUUCUGGGACACCUUGAUGCUUGGAGGACCCUCCUAGGGGUCUCCACCCUCUCCAGGAAGGGCAAGGCUAUCCUAAGACAACGAAGCAGAGCAGCCCUUUAACAGCUGGCAAUGCUUGUCUUUCCUUUGGGCUGGAGCUCUUGAACCCAUAGCACUUGAGGCCUCCUUUCUCUCUCUCUGGCAGCCCUUUGUGCUCUGGGCUGCCUCUUUCCAGCUCUGGUGAUGCCCUUUCAGGUCAAUGAACUGCAGAGAGAUGGAAGGAAUUGGGCCAGAUGUCCCUCCUCACACACAAACACCCCCAAAGAAUUGGGGCUGCCGGCUUCUAAGUUGCUCUCUCUGCUCGUCUCUUCUAGGUUCAGGUGCUUAAGACGCCUGAUUGGCCGCAGCAACAGGGUGGCCCCCCUGCAAGGCCCGGAGCAGCCCGUGGUGUCAGGGGGAGCAAGUGACCCUCCUUUUUGGAACAGAGGAGGGCAGGAAUGGGCUGGGGGGCAGGUAGUCAAAAGAAGCACAGAGCCAGUCAGCUGGAUCCGACCCAAGGUCCAUCUGGGCCAGCAUCUGGAAACCCAACACGCUCCCCUAGCGACCACCCCGUUUUGUAGGGUCCGAUAGAGGAAGCAGGGGGCUGGGCUGCAGAGCAAGGCGGGGGGGCAGUUGUCAGUGGGAGGGGCACCUUCCCUGGGGAGCCAUGUUCUGGGGGCAGGAGGCCGGGAUUGGCCCCCAAGGCCUGGGGUAUCCCUCCCGUUGUAGGACUUGGAAUCCAGGAAUAGCCUUGCCAAGGGCUCAGGGACAAACUCCCCUGUCCCCAUGUCUUUGCAAAUGUGCUGGGGUUCCACAUCCCUUUCCCUAGGGGUGAGUAUUGGAUAAAACGAGAGCAGGGAGUGGAUCCCUCAGCCCUGCCCCCCACUGCUCAGGCUCUUUGCCUCCCACUCUGCACUAUCAGAUGAGGAACUGACAGCCUGACUUUUGCAUUUCAGCUGCUGGAGGAAGAUCAACUAUACCUCCUGGAGGUCAUCCAGAACUGCCAGGCAGCUCGGCUCAGGAGGCUCUGAAACCUGAAGUGCUCCAAGAAGGAUACAGCCAAAGCUAUUAUGGGGAGUGAUGGGUGGUGUGAGGGACCCCCAUGGGGAGGGAGGGGCAGAGAGGGGCUUUGGGGAAGAGCUUGUGCAUCUGCUGGAGAGGAGGACCCUUCUGGCUUACGGCAUGGGGUUGCCAAUCCCCUGGAGAGACAAGCCUGACGUUUGGGGUCAGAGCCGUCCUCCGGAGACCCCCGGAAGGAGCUGGACUGUCCUCCUCUGCUGUCUUCCAGCACAUCUUUGGCCACUUGGAGCGCUUCAGGGAUCGCACCCUGAGCCUGGCCCUGGCCUUGGAGGCCCUCCUCCAGCUGAGGUGAGUGGGGUCUUUGGGGUGGGCAGGGUUGGUGGGGCAGAACUCCACGGGGAGCUCUGGGUGGGCAAAAGCAGGCAGGAGGGGGCAAGGGAGACUUGGAGGAGGCAGCAUCUAACCCUUUCCCUUUCUCUCUCCAGCUUCAUGAGACCCCAUUUCAGCAGCAAUAUGGUCAGUGCUAUCCUGCAUAGGACAAUGGAGGCUGUUCUGGGGAGCGCAGAAAAGGACGACGACAAAGAGGUGUGUCCUCUGCUUUGACUUCCCUUUGCAAAGCUCUUUCUUCUUCUCCUCGCACCCUUGCAAGAUUUAACCCAGCACUCAACCUCUCUUUUCCCACAGGAAUUGAAGAGGCACUUCCAGAGUCUCCUUCUGGAGGCUCCCAAUGUUGGCACCCUCCUCCAGCUGCUCACUCUAAGUGUCUUGAUGGCAUCAGGGAAAUUGGGACAAUUGGGAAACACUGGCCUGCGAGCGCUCCUGUUGGAGAACAGCCUUUACCAAAGGUGUCAUGGACUUCGAAGGAGCACGAACUCAAGGCGAAAAGGAGAAACGAGCUAAGAGGAAGGCGUGUUUGGCAAAUCCUCACCACGAUCAACUCCUGCCUGGAAACCUAUGUCCCCGCCGUGGAAGGAUGUGUGGAUCCAGAACUGGUCUCCACAGUCACUUACGGACACACCGCUCAGACCGUGUUCAUGGAAGGCAAUCUUACCCGGCCACAAGUGAUCACCAAAGAAGAAAGAAGAACACACUGCCCAGGCUUGAACCCUACACAGGUCACUUCAGUGCUGCUAACACAGCAAAAACGACAUGGGAGUCACCAGUUACAAGUUACCAGUCUCUGCAGCCACAGCAGGUGCUGUGAUUCUCCAGCAGUUUGACUUCACCCCCAGAGGCACACUCCAUUGUCUCCAAAGACAGGUAAGAUACCAACAAGAGGGAAAAU
Podarcis lilfordi (Lilford's wall lizard) is the source of this 3159-nucleotide messenger RNA. NCBI's taxonomy places the organism in Eukaryota, Metazoa, Chordata, Lepidosauria, Squamata, Lacertidae. The record is from the annotation of a GenBank genome assembly.